AUGGGAGAAUGGACCAUUUUAGAGAGGCUGCUGGAGGCUGCUGUCCAGCAGCACUCCACUAUGAUUGGCAGGAUCCUGCUGACUGUGGUGGUGAUCUUCCGUAUUCUUAUAGUGGGAAUAGUGGGAGAAAAGAUCAUCCUGGUGUGCACUCCGAGCUUGUGCUUCAUCACAUACUCUGUGCACCAGUCAGCCAAAGCACGAGACCGCAGCUAUUCUCUGCUGCAUUCCCACAUGGACCACUAUGGACAUGGCCACAGCCGCCACCAUGACCACCAUGCCCGCAAACUGCACUCACGCAACAUCAACGGCAUCCUGGUGCACCCCGACAGCAAAGAGGACCACGACCUCCUGGACGUGAAGGAGAUCCCAAAUGGGCCCAGCAGGGGCCUGCCUGUCACAAAGAGCGCCAAGCUUAACCACCUCGGCUGGAGGAAGAUAAAGACAGCCAUCCGAGGGGUACAAGCUCGCAGGAAGUCCAUCUGCGAAGUACGUAAGAAGGAUGUUUCCCACCUGUCCCAGGCUCCAAACCUGGGCAGGACCCAGUGCUCUAGACUGCACUGCACACUGGGAUUUCACCUGGCAAAACACCUCUACACAAACAUGUCAAACAAAGGUCCCUCAUACGGUCUGAGCCGCGAGGUGCAGCAGAAAAUUGACAAGAAAUAUGACCAGGAGCUGGAAGAGCGGCUGGUGCUGUGGAUCAUGGCCCAGUGUGGUGCAAGUCAACCUGAUUCGGGGAAGACUGGCUUCCAAAACUGGCUCAAGGAUGGCUGUGUGCUGUGUGAACUCAUCAACAGUCUCCAUGGAGCAAACAAGCCCAUAAAAAGCAUCAAGACAUCCUCUAUGGUAUUCAAACAAAUGGAACAAAUAUCUAUGUUCCUUCAAGCAGCGGAAAAAUAUGGAAUCACCAAAACGGAUAUGUUUCAGACUGUUGAUCUUUAUGAAGGGAAGGACUUGGCUGCUGUACAGAGAACCCUGAUGGCGUUGGGCUGCCUGGCUGUCACAAAGGACGACGGACUCUACAAAGGAGACCCCAACUGGUUUCACAGAAAAGCCCAAGAGAACAAGAGGGAAUUCUCAGAGGAGCAGCUGCAGCAGGGUAAAAAUGUUAUUGGUCUACAAAUGGGCUCAAACGCAGGAGCCUCUCAGUCCGGGAUGACGGGCUACGGUCAGCCACGGCAGAUCAUCAACUGA
Knipowitschia caucasica is the source of this 1194-nucleotide messenger RNA. NCBI's taxonomy places the organism in Eukaryota, Metazoa, Chordata, Actinopteri, Gobiiformes, Gobiidae. The record is from the annotation of a GenBank genome assembly.